AUGGAUCCGGCAUCCCCAGCACCAACAAAUCACAGCGUCGAGCCCACCACGCCCUCCGAACGCUCCCCCGGAAUCUCCAUCGCAAUCAUCGGCGCCGGCCUAAUCGGAAGCAUCCUCUCCCUCGGCCUUCUCCGCCGCAAGUUAGGGACCGUCACAAUCUACGAACAAUCGCAAGGUCCCCGCGAAACCGGCGCCGGAAUCGCCUUUACAGCCAACGCACGCGAAUGUCUCACGCGCAUCGACCCGCGGCUAUCCGACUGCGUAACGGCCGUCGCGACAGUGAAUGGGGAGGAUGUCGCAAGGCCGAAUUGGAAUAUGCAGUUUGUGGACGGGUAUACGCAUGAUCCUGUGCUGCAUCGGGGGGCAGGGGAGGAUAUGGAGACCAAAAAGGUUUGGAGGCUUUGGGCCGGGGAGAGGGGGUUUGAGGGGUGUCAUCGGAGGGAGUUUCUGGAGGGGGUUUUGCGGUUGGUUCCGGAGGGGAUUGUGAGGUUUGGGAAGAGGUUGAGGGGGUAUGAGCUUCCUGAGAAGGGGGAUAGGGAGGGGACGAUCCGGUUGGUCUUUGAUGAUGGGGAGGUUGAUGAGGCGGAUAUUGUAAUCGGCUGCGACGGCAUCAAAUCCCGCGUCCGGCAACUCCUCUUCGGCUCCAACAACCCCGUCUCGUAUGCGCACUACACGCACAAAGUCGCCUACCGCGGCCUGAUCCCAAUGACCAUCGCAGUCUCCCGACUGGGGCGGUACCGCGCGCUAAACCAGCACAUGUACGGCGGUCCCGGCGCGCACGUCCUCCACUUCCCCGUCGCGGGCCAAAGGCUCAUGAACGUCGUCGCGUUCGUCGAUGAUCCCGAGGAAUGGCCGCUCGACAAGUCCAUGACGCAGCCGGCAAGUCCGGGGGAGCUGCAGGGUGCGUUUCGAGAGUGGGGGCCUACAGUCCGAGCCAUUGUAGAGAUGUUGACGGAGAGCGAGGGGCUGGAUAAGUGGGCUGUUUUUGAUAUGUAUGAUUUCCCCGCGGACACGUAUUCGGAUGGGCUGGUGUGUCUUGCGGGGGAUGCGGCCCAUGCGAGUGCCCCUCAUCAUGGGGCUGGGGCUGGGAUUGGGGUUGAGGAUGCGCUUGCGCUGUGUGUUGUGCUUGAGCGGGCGGUUGAAGAGAUGAAGCCCCAAAAAGCGGACUGUAAAGCGGAAGUGUUGGAGCGCGCGUUGAGGGUGUAUUCGGAUGUCAGGCUGGAGCGGUCGCAGUGGCUCGUCCAGAGUAGUCGCGAGGUGUGUGAUGUGUAUGAGUGGAUCAGCGAGUGUGGGCGGGAUAUGGACAAGGGAUUCGAGCAUGUCAAGGCGAGGUCGCAUAAGAUUUGGUAUUUUGAUAUCGACGGGAUGAUUGCGCAGCUGAACAAGGCAUUAGUUGGGCGUGACUGA
Aspergillus calidoustus is the source of this 1407-nucleotide messenger RNA. Lineage: Eukaryota; Fungi; Ascomycota; Eurotiomycetes; Eurotiales; Aspergillaceae. The record is from the annotation of a GenBank genome assembly.